This is a messenger RNA of Morus notabilis, 442 nucleotides long. Its product is annotated as protein LAZ1 homolog 2. The annotation marks the transcript as partial. The transcript is spliced from 2 exons. The record is from RefSeq and is a predicted model, not a curated record. Lineage: Eukaryota; Viridiplantae; Streptophyta; Magnoliopsida; Rosales; Moraceae.
GUUUGUGUCUAAUGGUUUGGCAGAUGGCUAUAGCAGCUGUUGCUCAUGUGUUUGUCUUUUCGGCGGAACCUUAUCACUACAUCCCUGCCAGUGAGUAUGGAAAAGUCACCACUGAAAGGACCAAAGGAGAAGUGAAGUUAGAAGGUGACACCCCAGCUGUGCUUGAGAAACAAGAAACAAAGGUUGAAGCUCCCGGAACUAGUGUCACUGAAAGCGUUCAGGACAUUGUUCUUAAAGGAGGUCAACAUGUUGUCAAGGAUGUUGUGUUGACCAUAAACCAAGCAAUGGGUCCUGUGGAGAAGGGAGUGACAAAGAUUCAAGAAACCUUCCACCGCAAAUCAGUUAGCUCAGACAAAGAAGUAGACGAGUCAGAGUUGAGAGUCGAGCAAUAUGAAGAAAAUCUUACAUGUGAAACUCACAUUCCUUAGAACUGUAGGUUAUU